CUGGAAUUUGACUCCAACAAGGGCAAGGUGACCCUUUGGCAAUUUCUGCUACAAUUACUUCUGGACCAUCGGUAUGCUGAACUCAUCCGUUGGACGAACAAUGCCGGUGAAUUUGUCCUUUUGCGCGCCGAGGAGGUGGCCCGUCUGUGGGGACUACGCAAAGACAAUAAUCACCGCAUGAACUACGAUAAACUCUCACGGGCUCUACGGUAUUACUACCAAAAGAACAUAAUUCGUAAGGUGCACGGACACAAGUUCGUCUACCGUUUCAUCGGCCUCAAUAACCUCAAGGGUUUCGCCUUCCCCGCUGCUCACCUUGCCUCAGAACAGUCAAAAGAGAACAGCGUAAUGCAACCCGGAGAUCGAUUUCCCCCUCCUCCUCACCCGCCCCCAGAGGUCAACAAAUCCUCCACCACCAAGAAGACUCCCAAAACACACCGAAAUUCAACUACCAGUUUGGAAUUCCCAGGCAACAGUCAGUCCAAGGGCUAUGGCGAUUUCUCAAGAGGACUGCUUCCCGGACUGGGUGCUGCAUCCGCU
Dibothriocephalus latus is the source of this 540-nucleotide messenger RNA. NCBI's taxonomy places the organism in Eukaryota, Metazoa, Platyhelminthes, Cestoda, Diphyllobothriidea, Diphyllobothriidae. The record is from the annotation of a GenBank genome assembly.